GUGUGUGUGUGUGUGCACGCACGCUUGUUAACCUGUUUUUCGACUGAGAAACUCCAGGACUGCACGGCUGUCAACCACUGCCUCAGUGCCUCUCUCAGUCUGCUGGGUGAUACCUCCUUUUUCUAACAAGUGUGGAUGAAUAAAGUCUCCACCCUGUGACUGACCCUUUAAGAAAAUUGCUCAUGCAGUAAUUAUCCAAUAGGAGUCUUGUACCUGUUUGCUUAUUUAAAUCCAGGUGACAACAUAAGUUUUUAUCCUGGCAUUGUAAUUGAAAGGGACUGAGCAGGUGUAACUUGAUUUGAAUGGAUUUACACACAUGCAAAGAAACAUGAUCACCUUACGCUGAAAGGUUAAUGAAGCUAACCCACUACAGAAUGUGGUCUAGCUGAUGGCAUCUCUCUGCUUCUACCUGAAACAGCCAAGAUCCAGGUAGAACAGGUUAACCAAAUAUGCAUGCCCACAGCAAAAUGGCUUUGUUUGCCCUUUAAAUACACACCGCAUGCAGGAGGGCUGGAAAACGAGAAAGAGCAGCUGCUGAAAAAGUUGGAGAAGGCAGAAAUUAAAAAAAGGUUUGACCUCAACUGUGAGCUCAAGGGAACCAAGUUCCCAAAUGGAUUAUGUACUAUAUUUGUAUUAAAACACAACCCAGUGCUUCAAAUCUAAUGUAUGCUAAUGUAUGCAUAUCCAAACCGGGUCUUUGACUCUGCUUCUCCUCGGUCCAGUCAGACCAGCCACGGUUUCCUGUUGUUGAAGAGAAACAGAAAUGCACAAUCAUCAGAAUCUCUGACUCAGUUGCGUUAUCAUCCCGCAGCCUCUCUCCCUCCCUGACUGGAAUGAAGUCGUGUGCCUUUAAAAGGUUGAGCUCGCCGGUCUGGAUCGGGUCUUGGCUCAGCUUAGAGGUUCUCUCCGGCAGUGACAUGGCAGAACGAGUGUGUGCGCUCUCAGCUGCAGCAUCCUCCCCACCAUCCUCCUCGUAGACCAUGGUGGCUCUCCCGCGGUGCCGCUCGCGCGGGACGGCGCUGCUGGUGCCCGGUUGGAUCCUGCUGAUCUUGGUGUCCGGACUGAAGGCGGAGAACGGAGGAAUGGAAGAACUUGUCACCGAGAAGGAGGCAGAGGAAAGUCACCGACAGGACAGCGUCAAUCUGCUGACAUUCAUCUUCCUGCUGACGCUGACCAUCCUCACCAUCUGGCUCUUCAAGCACAGACGGGUUCGCUUCCUCCACGAAACCGGACUGGCGAUGAUUUACGGUUUGUUAGUUGGUGUUAUUCUGCGUUAUGGUAUUCCUGCCACCAGCUAUCACAAUAAGACGCCCCUGAGCUGCUCCAUGAAGGAGGGACCUUCCAGCACCCUGCUGCUUAACGUCAGCGGCAAGUUCUUUGAGUACACCCUCAAAGGAGAGAUCAACUCCAGGGAGAUCCACAAUGUGGAGCAGAAUGAUAUGUUGCGCAAGGUGACCUUUGACCCUGAGGUCUUCUUCAACAUAUUACUCCCUCCCAUUAUUUUCCACGCUGGCUACAGCCUGAAGAAGAGACACUUUUUUAGGAACCUGGGCUCCAUAAUAACCUACGCCUUUCUUGGCACAGCCAUCUCCUGCUUUUUUAUUGGGAAUCUGAUGUACGGUGUGGUGAAGCUGAUGCAGGUGGUCGGACAGCUGACGGACAAGUUCUACUACACAGACUGUCUGUUUUUUGGUGCCAUCAUCUCCGCCACAGACCCAGUGACCGUGCUGGCCAUCUUUAACGAGCUCCAUGCUGAUGGAGAUCUCUACGCUCUGCUGUUUGGAGAGAGUGUUAUGAAUGACGCCGUGGCCAUUGUGCUUUCCUCGUCUAUUGUGGCCUACCAGCCCUCUGGUGCAAACACACACAAGUUUGAUGCCUCCGCCUUUUUCAAGUCUGUGGGGGUCUUCCUGGGUAUUUUCAGCGGCUCCUUCCUGAUGGGUGCCGCUACAGGAUUCGUCACCGCUCUCAUAUCCAAGUUUACUAAGCUGCAUUGCUUCCCUCUGCUGGAGACGGCUCUCUUCUUCCUCAUGUCCUGGAGCACCUUCCUGCUUGCUGAGGCCUGCGGGUUCACAGGUGUCGUGGCUGUGCUGUUCUGUGGGAUUACACAGGCUCACUACACCUUCAACAACCUCUCAGAGGAGUCCACAAAGCGCACCAAGCAGCUCUUUGAGGUUCUUCACUUCCUGGCUGAGAAUUUCAUCUUUUCUUACAUGGGCCUCGCACUUUUUACCUUCCAGAACCACAUAUUCAGCCCCAUCUUCAUCAUCGGAGCCUUCGUGGCCAUAUUCAUCGGUAGAGCGCUCAACAUUUACCCACUCUCCUUUCUUCUCAACCUCGGCCGAAGAGACAAGAUCAGAGGGAACUUUCAGCACAUGAUGAUGUUUGCAGGGCUGCGCGGGGCGAUGGCGUUUGCCUUGGCGAUACGGGACACCGCUACCUACGCUCGCCAGAUGAUGUUCACCACCACUCUCCUCAUCGUCUUUUUUACUGUUUGGGUCUUUGGCGGGGGAACCACGCCCAUGCUGUCCUGGCUACACAUCAGGGUUGGUGUGGAUCCAGAUCAAGACCUGCAGUCCUCUGGAGACAGUUUUCAGGUCUUGCAGGGCGAUGGCGCUCAGGAUGAGGGACAAAGCAAAACCAAACAGGAGAGUGCACGGCUCUUUAGACUGUGGUACAGCUUCGACCACAAUUACCUGAAGCCCAUCUUGACCCACAGCGGUCCACCGCUCACCUCCACCCUGCCCAGCUACUGCGGGCCACUGGCCAGCUGUCUCACCAGUCCGCGGAACCACGAGCAGCUCCGGGACUCUGACCUGAUCCACACCGACGCUGACCUGACUUUCAUGUUUGGCGAUGCGACCAUCACAGCCAACGGGGCGUCCGCUGGCAAGACGGAUGCUGCUGGAGGGUUGGGCUGGAGUGCAAAUGGGAAAAGGAGCAGCAGCACAUCGGAGGAGGAGCUGGAGCGUGAGCUAGACUCCCGCGAGCAAGAGCUGCUGAGCAGAGGCACACGCCUGGUUUUCCCCAUUGAGGAAAACGCCUGACGCUGCCUUCCCCCUCCCUUCCCCUUCCCCCGCCUGAACUGCCGUCCUUCCUGGCCUGACCCAUAGACCGUCUCACAGUCAGCUCUCUCCACUUCCAUGUUGGCCGAAAGCCCAAACCGUCAAAGAUGAGACCGACUGGAGAUACGGUGGUGGACGGGAGGGAAGAGCUCACAGUGACUAUUGGCUCCCUUGAUCCCUGGGAGGGAGGCAGAGCUCCAGGAGCAUUUUGUUCUCGUUGGAGGAGUUUAUUCUGAAGGAACUCAAGAGUGUCGAGAGGGAAAACACUGAGGCUGUUUCACAGAUUGCCUCCACUGCCGAGCCAGAGAUGCAAGCAGGAUGUGAGGAUUUGGUUAAAGAUGCAAGAAUCUCUGCAUCAGUGAACAAAACCACUUCAGCUAACAAGGACGAGUCCCAUCAUGUGAUGUUUCCAGCUUGUUCUCACCAUUCACUUGCCAACGUUGUCCAAAUGCUUUAACUAUUCUUCAGACGUGUGUGUGUGUGUGAAAUGUACGUGAAGCUGCUAAAAGACCCGUUCUGGGUGUGUGAGGCAGAUGUGGGGGUACUUCUGUAUGUGUGGAUGCUCUGAUGCUGCUGAGGGGAGUUAGCCUUUGGCUGAGCUGUGUGUGUCAGCGUGUUCCUCUUACAGAAACUAUUCAGUCAUGCUGUGUUUGAGUUGGCCCUGAUCAUUUUCUGUUGGACUGCUUUUGACAACACACACAGGAAUGUCGCCUCUUUAAAUUCUACUUCCCAAAUGAGGACAUGCACUCAAGUAUAAAACAAUCUGCACUGUGAAAUAAAGAACGGGCAUUCGUAGCA
This is a messenger RNA of Nothobranchius furzeri (turquoise killifish), 3860 nucleotides long. NCBI's taxonomy places the organism in Eukaryota, Metazoa, Chordata, Actinopteri, Cyprinodontiformes, Nothobranchiidae. The record is from RefSeq and is a predicted model, not a curated record.